Messenger RNA from Dermacentor silvarum, 3003 nucleotides. RefSeq lists its product as uncharacterized. The record is from RefSeq and is a predicted model, not a curated record. NCBI's taxonomy places the organism in Eukaryota, Metazoa, Arthropoda, Arachnida, Ixodida, Ixodidae. The coding region runs from base 1705 to 2682 and encodes 325 amino acids. The transcript has a single exon.
UAAAGUACACUUGCAGAGGGAAAGUCCGCUCAAUAUAGGCAGUUUUAGUAUAGAGGAAAACAGCAAACGCAAGGAUUUAGCGUUAGCGUUGCGUGCUGCAAGCUGCGCAUGCGCAGAACGUAAACGUAGCCAGAACUCUUACGUACGUACGCAAGAGAUUUCAUUUCAUUUCAUUACCUUAAAGACCCCUUAAAGGGGUGGUUAAUAUGUUUACACAAGAAGAUGCAGGUGUUAUGGUGAAAUACAAGUUUGAAUAGUUUCCAAGAAUUCUGAAUGACAUGUGAUGGUAGUGGCAUUGAAGGGUAGGUCGUUCUAGUCUCUGGCAGCCCAAGGAAAAAAUGAAGUCUGAAAUGUGACAGUUCGUGUGCGAGGACGAAGCACUUGCAGUCGAUGGCUUGCUGUGACAUGCGUGAGGAUGAUGGCGUACGUAAUGUAAGGUGGGCGGCUUAGCGAGCUGUAAAAGAAUUUGUGAUAAAGAGAGAGCGUGGCAAUACGACGACGAAAAGCAAGAGAUGUCAAACUAGAUUCUGUCUUUAAGCGUGAAAUGCUGAUGUUAUAUGAAUAUGAAGAAUGGAUGAAUCUAGUCGCGCGAUUCUGAACUGAUUAGAGUGCAUUGAUGAUAUGCAUAGCUUGCACUGAUGUCAGUGAAAGGAAUUCUGGGAUAUGCGUCCGCCAUCCAUAUGAACCGCUCACUCUCCCACAGUCGUUGCAAGCAUCGCAAGACGUGUUGUCACCAUGGUCAUGUGCAUGGUAUUUGAUUGUUCCAACCGCAGUGACACCCGCAGAAGAAAAAAACCGACCAACAGCAACUUUUCUUUACCGAAGAUCGUGGAGAACCAGUGCGAGCGCACGAAAGCGUUGCAGCCUAUGGCUGGCGCACAUUAAACGUGCCAACUUAGACACCGAGAACCGCAACAUGCGAGUCUGCGGCGCACACUUCAUUGCAGGUAAAUAAUUCCUUUCGACUUUGACAGCGUGAUAAAGCCCAAACUGCAUGAAAGCGAUUUUGUGUGCGACGGCGACGAGCGACGGCUCGCAACACCGGGGAGACGGCGCUCAAAAUUGUCGCUCGCAUGCGGUACGACUUGUAGGCGACGAGCGAACGCGACAGCCAUCUCCAUCGCGUCGCUGUCGCGCGCAAGAUCGCGUGCAUGCAGUUUAUACUUAACGGCGAUAUAUAACGAAAGGUUCUUUGUGUAACUUUAUUCAUUUUGCGUUCUUAGGGAAGCCAGCUAAACUGUUCGACGAGACAGACCCUGACUGGGCUCCGUCGCUUCUCCUCGGCUACAGCGCCAUGAGCACGGAUCCCUCACGACACCAACGCCUCGAAAAACGACGCGCCGAAAAGCGGCAAGCGGAUGCCGAAAAGCGGGAAGCAGAACUGCAGGAACGGCGUGCCGAGGCUGAUGUGGCAGCGACAGGGAUCCAGCCGUGUGCCGAUCGGCCCUCGCCACACCCGACUGGAGAAACCGACGCUGACGAAAGUGAUACAGGUAAGUCAACACCUUUGCUUUGGCAAGUGAAGUUCGAGGCCGUUACCGGCGUCUAGACGAAUGAUUUGCAAGCGCGUCGUGAAGCGUUUCUGUGGGUAGCCAAAAUGAUCGCGUCACUUUUAAAUAUGCGACACUUUUUCAUUGCAGGUGUUGCAGUGCAGAGAUGUCCAUGGAGGACAUUCAGCUGUUGAGCAACAGUGCAUCUCACUGAAUGAGCGCCUCUAUCGAGAAAGAGGAGCUUGAGAUCUCAGAAAAUUCACUAAGGAGUUCUGAAAGGAAAGUCAUGUUCUACACGGGGAUGGCCAACUUCACUGUUCUCUUAGCUGUCUUUAAACUUGUGGAGAGUGCUGUAUCCCACAGCAUCAACAACAGCCUAUCAAAAUUCCAGGAAUUCAUCCUCUUUAUGAUGAAAAUCAAGGUGAACCUUCACAACACUGACCUUGCAUUUCGCUUCAAAAUUUCCGAAGCAACAGUAUCGCGGAUUUUUGACAAGUGGCUGCAUGGUGCAUAUUGUCGGCUUAAAUCCCAGAUAACCUGGCCAGGGCGUGAGGCACUGCAGCGUACUAUGCCACAGACUUUCUUUGAUUCGUUUGGGUCGAAAGUCUCCGUAAUUAUCGACUGCUUCGAAAUAAAGAUUGAAAGGCCGUCGUCUCUACUUUCUAGAAGUGAAACAUGGUCAACGUAUAAAGGAAGCAACACUGCAAAGUUUCUCAUUGCAAUUGCACCACAGGGUGUAGUAACAUACAUUUCAGAAGGUUGGGGAGGCCGUGUCAGCGACAAGCACAUUACAGAGAAUUGUGGCUUAUUGGACAAUUUGGUUCCUGGUGAUGUCCUCGCAGAUAGGGGGUUCAAUAUAGAGGACAGUGUUGGCUUUUAUUGUGCACGUCUCCAUGUCCCAGUAUACACAAAAGGGAAAAAGCAGCCGUCUCCCGAAGACGUGGAAAGAACAAGGAAGCUUUCAAAUGUUAGGAUUCACGUGGAGCAUGUUAUCGGCCUGAUCAGAAAUAAGUUUGUAUUUUUGAAGUCUACCGUGCCUAUUAACUAUGUUGCUCGUCGUGAAGGGGAUGAACUGACUCCACUUGACAAGAUUGUGACACUGUGUUGUGCACUCUGCAACUUGUGUCGCUCAAUAGUUGCAACAGUAAAGAACCAUAGCGAUGAAAAUGUCGCAACACCUGAGGACGACUGACACCGAGUAGUACAUCUGCUACAGGUAGCAUUGGGGUGUAUCCAGUGUAAUCACGGUUGGACACAAUGUGUGAUACUUGCUUUCAGUGUGUUGUAGAAUAUGCAUACCUGACAUUCUAGAUACGAAGUGGCCCAACUACAGAAAGCAUCUCAGCAAUCAAUACGUUUAAUACAAAAUGGCAAGCUUUAUUAAUGAAGGAAGUUAUGUAUGUUGACUGGCACUUAUGCAUGUAGCAAGGAGGAGACUAAUGGUUUUAGUACACUGCGCUCCUCUGAAUACUUUGUAGCAGGGGAAACUUGCAUUGACAUGCUUGAGACUGAG